Messenger RNA from Lactuca virosa, 933 nucleotides. The record is from the annotation of a GenBank genome assembly. Lineage: Eukaryota; Viridiplantae; Streptophyta; Magnoliopsida; Asterales; Asteraceae.
AUGGAGACCCAUGGAAGAGAUACCAUCCUCAGUUCGAGACAAUUAACGGCAACUCGCCGGAGAAUAAUUUUGUUUCCCCUACCAUUCCAAGGUCACAUCAAUCCCAUGCUUCAGUUAGCAAACAUUCUUCACAACCAAGGUUUUGAAAUAACCAUCAUACACGCCGAAUACAACUCCCCCAUUCAUUCCAACUAUCCUCACUUCACCUUUAAGUCCAUCUCGGACCGAUUUUUUGAGUUGGCAACGAAAGUAGACGCCGGCGUCAUCAUCCAGUAUCUUAACAGAAGCUGUGAAGAUCCAUUUCGGGAUUGUUUGACUGGGUUAUUGGCAGAAUAUGGUGAGGGAUCGGUUUCUUGUCUAAUAACAGAUGCCGGAUUCCACUUCACGCAAGCGGUGGCGGAUUCCGUUAAGCUCCCUCGGAUGGUGCUCCGGACAAGCAGUCUGGGUUGCGUCCUUGCUUAUGUCGCUUUACCCUUUUCCUCUGAAAGUGGUUAUUUUAACCUUACGAAAGAAGAUUCAAAUUAUGAGACAUCGGUGCCGGAAUUUCCACUUAUGAAAGUCAAAGACAUCGUAAAGAUGACCAACAACCCAGAAUCUAUGGGAGAAUUUGUCUCCGACAUGCUUCACCAGAUGAAGGCAUCAUCAGGGAUCAUUUGGAACGCCUUCAAAGAACUCGAAGAAUCUGCACUAGAAACCAUCUCCCAUGAUUUUUCAAUUCCGAGCUUUACCUUAGGCCCUUUCCACAAGUACUUCCCGGCGUCCUCAAGCAGCUUGAUCGAACAAGACCGAAGCGUUCUCUCAUGGCUAGACAACCAAGCCCCUAAGUCUGAUAUACAUAAGUUUUGGGAGUGUUGCACUUAUAACCGAGUCAGAGUUUCAAGAAGUGGCCCAUGGGCUGGUGAAUAUCGGCAUACCAUUUUUGUGGGUGGUUAG